Sceloporus undulatus (fence lizard) is the source of this 2201-nucleotide messenger RNA. RefSeq names its product NXPE family member 4-like. Bases 201 to 1775 code for a protein of 524 amino acids. The record is from RefSeq and is a predicted model, not a curated record. The transcript has 6 exons. NCBI's taxonomy places the organism in Eukaryota, Metazoa, Chordata, Lepidosauria, Squamata, Phrynosomatidae.
UGCUUUCUCCCCCUACUUAGCUGACCGUUAUAAUCAGGAAACACUUGGCUUGCCAGCUAGAGCAACACGCACAAUACCUUCAAAGGGCCAAGAGGCCGAAUUAUAUAACCUCUGGGUCUAUGAUAAAGGCUGUGGAAUGCAGGAGGGUAAAAGAUGACCAUUAUGGAUGACAGCAAAAGUCCUAGAGGAUCAGAAAGUGCAUGUCCGAGGCGAGGGGUACCAUAAGGCAAACAGCGACAGAGCAGCAAAUCUCAGAACUUGAUGGCAGGAGCAGAAAUCGGCCUCCGAAAGACGGACUCCCAAUCCAAAUUGAAAUGGAGAGGGCAAAAAAGAAUGAAGAAACAGAAGAAAUCCUUGCAAAGCUGGACCGCAUGAUGCCCAAUGUCACUUUCAGGGAUAUAAAUAAUACCACAAGUGCCAAGAACAGCAAAGCCACCAUUUUGAACCACAAAGACUCUUACUGUGUAGGAGAACACUUGAUGGUCCGACUGGAUAUGUAUGACCACUUAGGAAAGAGGAAGGAGUAUGGAGGAGACUUCUUAAGAGCAAGGAUCUACUCUCUGGAUCUCAAGGCUGGAGCGUCUGGGAGUAUCAAGGACUUCAGGAAUGGGACAUACCUGGUCAAUUUCACCUUAUUUUGGGAGGGGAACGUCAGAGCCUCCAUCUUGCUCAUCCACCCUAGCGAAGGAAUUUCCGCCUUGUGGGCUUCGAGGAAGAAAGGCUACGACAAAAUUGCUUUCACGGGUAAAUUUUUGAAUGGAACAUCUGAAGUCACCACUGAAUGUGGGUUUAACCUGACCAGAAAUGCAGAACUGUGUGAAUAUCUGGAUGAGCGGGACCAAGAAGCCUUCUACUGCCUCAAGCCAAAACACGUGCCGUGUGAUGCUUUCAUUCGCCUCAAGUCCUACAACAAACCCGUCUCGUAUCUGACAACGCUGGAACAAAGUCUUUUCAAGAGGUCCAACAUUGGAGUUCAGAUCCCUCAGAUGACUGGGGAAAUCCAUGUUGUACAAUGUGAAGACAACCAGACAAAGGCAAGUGAGAAAUGCAGGCUUGAGACAAACCCCCCAUUUCCCAGUGGCUUUGUGUGGCAGAACCAGUGGCACCCUCUCUUCUGCAACCUCUCCAUGUUCAACGCCUUGGAGCAGAUUCAGACGUGCUUGAAAGGCAAGCUGGUCUAUUUUAUGGGGGACUCGACUGUGCGCCAGUGGAUGGAGAACCUCAAAAGAAGAGUGCCCAACCUUACCUAUCUUGAUGUCCAUGUGGGUGAGAAGCCACAGAAAUUAAUUGCUGUCAGCACUUCCCAAAACAUUCAGAUCCAGUGGAAAAAACAUGGGCACCCUUACAUUGGCUCCCUUGAGUACAUAGUCAAGGACCAUUCCUACAUCACUCGGGAUAUAGACGACAUAGCUGGUGACAAAAAUACGGUUCUGGUCAUUUCCUUGGGCCAGCACUUUCGUCCCUUCCCAAUAGAGUUCUUCAUCCGAAGGGCGAUCAACAUCCGUCAAGCCAUCCGGCGUCUCCUCUUAAGGAGUCCGGGCACCAGAGUCAUCAUAAAAGGAGAGAACAUACGAGAGAUGGACAUAAACCAGGAGCGAUUUAGUGAUUUCCAUGGCUAUGCUCAAUACCUUGCAGCAAAAGAUGUUUUUCGGGAUCUCGAAGUGGCUUUCCUUGAUGCGUGGGACAUGACAGUCGCCUACAACACAAAGGACGUUCACCCUCCGGACUACGUGGUUUGGAAUGAGAUUAAUGCGGUUUUUAAUUCUAUAUGUUAAGACUGAUGGAAAUUGAAUGUGAAAACUGUAACCAUACAAAAGUGGAGGACUGCAGCAGCAUCACUUCAAGAUAUGGGAUGCUUUACCAAAUAUCAGAUUUAAGUAGUUCGUUGCACCAGUUCGGUGAAUUUGGGGGGGUUGUUGCACUUUGCCACAUGGACAAUAUGGCUACCCCAGAUACAUUUUCUGGGUUUCCAUAAAAAUAGGAGACGGUAUAGGAAUUUUUAAUCAUGCUGACUUGGUUCAGGAGAUAGAAGUUAGAUUUCAUCAAUAGGAAACUAAAAGAAUGUCUCUUCAUCUUCCACCUUUUAUAUUUGUAUUUAUGGGGCUGUUGCGGGAGAGACUGUGAGCACUGCGGUGCUGGAACAUAUUUUGUAGUGAUUUUGCACAUCCAGGGACAAAUUUCUAGUAAAACAAAGAAUACCA